Messenger RNA from Ostreobium quekettii, 213 nucleotides. NCBI's taxonomy places the organism in Eukaryota, Viridiplantae, Chlorophyta, Ulvophyceae, Bryopsidales, Ostreobiaceae. The record is from the annotation of a GenBank genome assembly.
AUGCUGAUCUUUAUGUUUGGUGGAGUGCUGAUCUGCAGCUUUCUUUUUGGGGGAUUUCGCAGACGUCAACAAGAUCCGCGAAAUAAUGAUGCUACACCAGGAUGGGAACCACCAACGUACGAUGUCCCAUUCCAGAGCCCCCGCUCGGAGUUCCGUGGCCAGUCCUAUGAGUUGAGGAAGGACCUGCUGGACGUCUGGAAGGAAGACAGUUGA